CCGUUGUACGCUGUGCGUGUGUCUGCCCUCACUGACUGUGAACCGCAGACGUAAGCCGGUCGCUGUGUUUUUUCCCUCCACUAAAAGUGCGAUAAGACAGGACAAGAAAGAGGGACAUGGGGGAAAGAUUUGUGGUGGUCCCGGUUGACGGAGGAGGGGGUGUCACCGGGGAGAGGGAGCACUCCGACGCGGUUGUUGCUGACCCGGCACCGGACACCGGCGGCAGCAGCAGCAGCGGUGGCACAGUGGAGGAAAAAGAGGCGGGGGAGGACUCUGUGUUCGAGCCGCAGGACCCCAACGUUGUGGUGCCUAUCUUGGAGUACAACAGAGAGCCCAACAAGUACGGUGAUGGUGUUCCAAAGGAAAACAGUCCCUUCAUCAACAACACAGACAAUGACAAAGGCAACAGCUACGAUGGCACCAAUAUGGCUCUUUUUGAGGAGGAAAUGGACAGCAACCCAAUGGUGUCAUCUCUCCUCAAUAAACUGGCAAAUUACACCAAUCUCACCCAGGGGGCCCAGGAGCACGAGGAAGCUGAUGAUGAUGAGGGGCCCAAGAAGAAAGCUGUUAAGAGCCCACAGAUGGGGACCUUCAUGGGUGUCUACCUCCCCUGCCUCCAGAAUAUUCUGGGGGUCAUCCUGUUUCUGCGCCUUACCUGGAUUGUUGGCACUGCUGGCAUCUUGGAGUCCCUGGCUAUUGUUGGCUUGUGCUGCUCUUGUACAAUGCUGACAGCCAUAUCCAUGAGUGCAAUCGCUACUAAUGGUGUUGUGCCAGCUGGAGGUUCCUACUAUAUGAUUUCCAGAUCUCUUGGCCCAGAGUUUGGGGGAGCUGUAGGUCUCUGUUUCUACCUGGGGACAACCUUUGCUGGCUCCAUGUACAUCCUGGGUACUAUAGAGAUUCUACUGACCUACAUUGUGCCUAAAGCAGCCAUCUUUGUGGCAGAGAGAAAGGAGGAUGAGGUUGAUGCCCUGCUGAAUAACAUGCGUGUUUAUGGCACGUGCUGCCUAGCACUGAUGGCUGUGGUCGUCUUUGUGGGGGUGAAAUAUGUCAACAAGCUAGCUUUAGUCUUCCUGGCUUGUGUCAUUCUCUCAAUCCUCGCCAUCUAUGCUGGAGUCAUUAAGACCAUUUUUGAGCCACCAGACUUUCCUGUUUGCAUGUUGGGAAAUCGUACUCUGCAGAACCACAACUUUGACAAGUGUCUUAAGACAGAGAUUAUAGACAAUGUGACGGUCACUACCAAGCUGUGGAAGCUGUUCUGUAAGGGGUCUGAGCUCAAUGCCACCUGCAAUGAAUAUUUUGCCAACAACAAUGUUACUCUGGUGCAGGGCAUCCCCGGGCUGACCAGCGGAGUCAUUUCAGAAAAUAUGUGGUCAGAGUAUGGUCCUCUGAAUAUGUUGGUAGAAAACAAGAAGUUGCCAUCUCUUGGAGGAAGUGACCCUGCCAAGGACAUCUACAUGCCAUAUGUAGUCAAUGAUAUCACCACCUUCUUCACACUGCUGGUCGGCAUCUACUUCCCCUCUGUCACUGGUAUCAUGGCUGGUUCAAACCGGUCAGGUGACUUGAGGGAUGCCCAGAAGUCCAUCCCCAUAGGGACAAUCCUGGCUAUUGCUACCACCUCCGUCAUCUACAUCACCUGUGUGGUUCUGUUUGGUGCUUGCAUUGAGGGAGUUUUGCUGCGAGACAAAUUUGGUGACUCAGUGAAAGGAAACCUUGUCAUAGGCACAUUAUCAUGGCCUUCACCCUGGGUUAUUGUGAUUGGCUCCUUCUUCUCCUGCUGCGGGGCGGGGCUACAGAGUUUGACUGGUGCUCCACGUCUGCUGCAGGCCAUCGCACGAGAUGGCAUUGUACCUUUCUUACAGGUGUUUGGCCAUGGGAAAGCUAAUGGAGAACCUACUUGGGCUCUGCUGCUGACUGCUGCGAUCUGUGAGAUCGGCAUCCUCAUUGCCUCACUGGACUCUGUGGCUCCUAUCCUCUCCAUGUUCUUCCUCAUGUGCUACCUGUUUGUCAACCUGGCCUGUGCUGUUCAGACCCUGCUGCGAACGCCCAACUGGAGACCACGCUUCAAAUACUACCACUGGGCUCUGUCCUUCCUGGGAAUGAGCUUGUGCCUUGCUCUCAUGUUCAUCUCCUCCUGGUAUUAUGCCAUUGUUGCCAUGGCCAUUGCUUCUUGCAUCUACAAAUACAUUGAAUACAGAGGGGCAGAGAAAGAAUGGGGUGAUGGCAUCCGUGGUCUGUCUCUUAACGCAGCCCGCUAUGCCCUCAUUCGCCUUGAGGAGGCACCACCACACACCAAGAACUGGAGGCCUCAGUUGUUGGUGCUCCUGAACCUGGACUCAGAUCAAGGAGUCAAACACCCUCGUCUGCUGUCCUUCACCACUCAGCUGAAGGCAGGAAAAGGCCUGACGAUAGUGGGAAAUGUUUUAGAAGGAACAUAUCUCACGAAAGAGACAGAGUCCAAGAGGGCUGAGCAGAACAUCAAGGCCUCCAUGUCAGCAGAGCGGACCAAGGGUUUCUGUCAUGUUGUGGUGUCUUCAAACCUCAGAGAUGGCUUCUCCCACCUCAUCCAGUCUGCAGGGCUGGGAGGCAUGAAGCACAACACAGUCCUAAUGGCCUGGCCUGGGACCUGGAGGCAGUCCAAUGACCCGCAGUCAUGGAGGAAUUUCAUAGAGACCGUGCGGGAGACCACAGCCGCCCAUCAGGCCUUACUUGUGGCUAAGAAUGUAGACAGUUUCCCCACCAACCAGGACCGCCUGGGGGAGGGCACCAUUGAUGUGUGGUGGGUGGUACAUGAUGGAGGCAUGCUGAUGUUGCUGCCCUUCCUGCUGCGACAGCACAAGGUGUGGAGGAAAUGUAAGAUGCGUAUCUUCACUGUGGCCCAGAUGGAUGACAACAGCAUCCAAAUGAAGAAAGAUCUCCAGAUGUUCCUAUACCACCUGCGACUGGAUGCAGAGGUGGAGGUGGUGGAGAUGCAUGAUAAUGACAUCUCAGCCUUCACUUAUGAGAAGACUCUGGUGAUGGAGCAGAGGACUCAGAUGCUGAAACAGAUGCAACUGUCCAGGACUGAGCGGGAGAGAGAGAUUCAGAGUAUCACUGAUGAAUCGCGUAGUUCAAUCCGGAGGAAGAACCAGGGCGCUGCCCAGAGCACAAACCUCAGCCGGCAGUCCUCAUCGGUGGAGGACACUCAGGAGGAUGAGGCCCAGCUCAUCCAUGACAGGAACACAGCUUCUCAUGCUACAAUAAAUGACAAGGCUGACACUGGGCCUGAGCGGGUUCACAUGACUUGGACCAAGGAUAAACUGUUCACAGAGCGUAGUCGUAACCGCGAGUGCAAUGCCAACGUGGCUGUGCGUGACCUGUUUAACAUGAAACCAGAGUGGGAGAGUCUGAACCAGUCUAAUGUUCGUCGGAUGCACACAGCUGUCAAGCUGAACGAGGUGGUGGUGAACAAGUCACAGGGAGCUCACCUGGUUCUGCUUAAUAUGCCUGGACCACCUAGGAACAGAGGAGGAGAUGAAAACUACAUGGAGUUCCUGGAGGUUCUCCUCGAGGGUCUGAACCGGGUCCUUCUGGUGCGAGGUGGUGGCCGUGAAGUCAUCACCAUCUACUCUUAAAAGAAAAACUCUUAUGCCCCGCACUGCACACAUGGGCUAUUGCCAUGGAUACCGGUCACCGGGCAUUUUUGGGGAAGAAUCCAAACUGGGUUUUUAUGAAGGGCGGGGGUUGUUGGAAGGCGGGACCACUUGUGAUUGACUGAUGGUCUGCUGGACCGGAGGAUGAAGAAAACCGUGUUGAAUCGGCUGACGCUGAGAGAACAAGCACAGUGAGUCCACGCUGGGCCACAGAACCCCUGCACAUGGAAGAUAGAGCAUAGAGACACUUUAUAUUUUUCAUUUAACUCUGAAAACGUUGUUCUGUUCUGUUACAUUUUCAUAUUCUUUCCCUUGUGUUGAUGUUGUCGAGUUACUGGCAGCUCACUGUGUAAAGAUAAGCAAAGAAGUGAACGUGUGCUAUUGAUAUGAACCUCGUAGUCUUUCAUGUUGUCUGGUGUACUUGACUCUGGGAGGUCAGAGAUGUUGGCUGAACCUGAGAAAAAGAUGACAAGUUGUACAACGGAUUUGAGCUCAGUUUCAAACAAGUAAAUCUAAACAGAAAGGUAGAAAAUCAUCUCUCAAUGCUCUGCUGCAGAAAGCUCACUCAUAACAGCACAUACUGAAUGUUUAAUAUCAAAUACAGUUUGCUGAUCUAUGUGAUCUGCAUCACCAUUUGUACUUAAAUGUUCAGAAUAACUUCUCAGAAACUGUUUUUCAGUCUGAACUGCAGAAAGCACAUACAGUCUGUUUAGAAGCUGUUAAACCUCCUGGUUAGGUUGUAGACUCUUUAAUGUUGCAGAACGAGGGUUGGCUCAGGCCUGUAGGUGAAAGGACUUCCUUAAAGCCGUAGUGUUGUCGCUCUGUCGUUGUUUGCCUUGUCAAUGAUUUAGUGAAGGACCAGCCAGGAGGAUGUUGGACAUAACCAGAUGUGGGAUCAUCUUCUGUUGUGUGGGUGUGAGCCUUUAAGAUAUCAGGUACUGAUACUUGAUCAUUGGUUAUCAAUCCCCACCCUCAAAUAAUGCUGUUAUUUUAAUAGGGAAAAUAGCCAUUGUUAAUAUUCAAGGACUCUGUGAGCUUUAUAGUAUAACAUAUUAAAUGCACAUGUAUAUGUAUGGUGUUCAAAGUAGUGCUCUGUUGGGAAUGACUGUAGAUUUUUUUUAAAUAUAAGGGCUGUUUGACAGCAUACAGUAGCUCAAUAAAUUGGUAGAUUGGUAGGCUCGUUGGUUCCACAUUAGAUCUUAAAAUUGCCUUUCAGAAAUGUUGGCAUUUAACAAAUUCUACUUUUUGAAAUAUAAAAGCACAAAUUGACACAUGUGAAUUAGUGUAAUUCAGAUUUGUUUUACAUGGUUUCAUCCCAUAUUGAACUAAUAGUGAUGUAGUUACAGCACUGUCAACUUUGCACUACCAGUCUUUCAGCACUUAAAUCAUUGUGUACUCUCACUCAGUUCUGUUGCUUACAGUGACACUUUCUACUGGUUAAUACACCACUACAUUCAGACAGCAAGAAAUUCCGUACUAUUUAAUGCUCAUGUUUCAAUGUUGUUACAAUGUUUUUAUAAUAUUUUACCAAACACAGAUCUUUAGGCUUUGAGUCCCAGACUGAGCAGAUUAAUUGUUCUGAGCAUGUGUAGAAGAAAAAGUGCCAAAAUGACUACGAAAAGAAACUGUGGAAGUAUUACUAAUGCUGCUUCUAGCAUGGACAUACUGUAGCUACUGCUUUUUACAUUGACAAUGGAAACCCUGACAAUUAAAGCACAAUCAUUUUUUUAUGAUAGAGCUCAUCCUUUCUGCCAUAAUCCUUUUAAAAAUCUGUAAAUAAAUGACUGACUAAACACAGCAGAUAGUGUGAUUUCCCGGGCAUCUCAAACCUUGCAACCUGGGCUAACUGCUGCGAAAAGAAUCACUUUUGGUUAAAGGGAAAGAAGGAAAACUGAUACAACCCUUUCACACACGUACCUCCACAGUUUCUUUUCAUAAUUAGCCCUGCAGUAUUUUGUAAAGCAGAAAGUGAUGUUUUCCUGCAGUUCUCUGUGGGGAAAUGUGAACUUCUGAUUGUCAGUUAUGCAACAUCUGUGUUUUGUUGUGUUUUGUUCAGUUGUUGAUGUAUGUCUGUGUAACUAUAUAGUUAUGGUCUCUGUAGUGUUUGUUACAUUAUAACUGAUCUUCUGUUACUUUAAGUGUUAAUUUUCAGUGUGAUUUAUUUUUUUCUGGAAGGAGGCAGAGAGAGGAGGUAUGUGCGAUGACGGCAACAGUUGUCAAGUUUUUUUGUUUUGUUUCAACCCACCAGAAACACAACAUGCACACAACACACAGGACUGAAGACCCCUCAUGAUACAGUGGGACCCUGGACUGAAAGUAUUAAGACACUCGAAUGGAGCUACCAGGGUAAAAAUGAAUGGUUUCAAUAAUUAUCAUUCACUAUAUGAAGUCCAGACUCUUUCAGUUUAUUUGUUCCAUUUUUUUGUUUUAGCCAUUAAAGAUAAAUACACAGUUCUGCAUAAAUAAACCUGAAUUUGUCUAGUUUUAAGAAGUUUGAAACAUUGAAAGUUGUAAAGGUAAAUUAUUAAAGAAGUUUCUUUUUAUUUUAAUUUGGUUACUGAGCUGAAUAGCAGUUGCUGUACAUAAAGAAAACAAACUACAUAAAACCUUAAACAGAAGAUGCUAAAUAAAAAAGAAAAAUAUGUUUCUGGAGGUAAAUAGGAUUGUCAGCAGUGUGUGUUUCACAGCUCUAAUGUUUGAGGUGACUGGAGAAUGUUAUCUACCUCACGUUAUCACUGAGGCUCAGCUGAAGAAAUAAAAACUUGUUCAAUCACAUCUCUCUUUCAGAACUGAUGUUAUAUAUGGAUUUAUGAAAGGAAAAAUAAAGCCUCUGCCAUGUGAGAGGACCAGCAGAGUAGUGUACGUGUGUGUGUGUGAGAGAGCGUGUUCUUGUGAAUACCAUAAUAAGGUGAAGCUGUGUGUGUUUCUGUUGUUGUCCAGCUCAGCUGGAAGGUCUCAAAGGCUGGAACAGGAGGUCACUUGUGGAUGCACAUGUAGAGGAAGGUAGCCCUGUAAAUUGUAUUCGUGCCUCUCUGAGUAAUUAUUAAAGUGCUGAAAUAAACCAAAA
Messenger RNA from Lates calcarifer (barramundi perch), 6696 nucleotides. RefSeq names its product solute carrier family 12 member 7b (gene slc12a7b). Gene Ontology annotation, molecular function: potassium:chloride symporter activity. Gene Ontology annotation, biological process: chemical synaptic transmission; cell volume homeostasis; potassium ion homeostasis. NCBI's taxonomy places the organism in Eukaryota, Metazoa, Chordata, Actinopteri, Centropomidae. The record is from RefSeq and is a predicted model, not a curated record. Gene Ontology annotation, cellular component: membrane.